CACACAGUUUAACAUGAUGGACUAUAGCACAGGACUGCUGCUUUUAACUCUCUGCUGGGCAGGUGUUGAUGGUCAGACUCUGACAGAAUCUGAACCAGCGAUUAAAAGACCUGGAGAAUCCCACAGAUUGACCUGUACAACAUCUGGAUUGUCAUUCAGUAGCUACAAUAUGGCCUGGAUCAGACAGGCUCCUGGAAAAGGACUGGAGUGGGUUGCUACUGAUGCUGGUGUUAGUAGCAAAUACUACUCUCAGUCAGUUCAAGGCCGGUUUACCGUCUCCAGAGACAACAGCAGAGAGCAGCUGUAUCUGCAGAUGAACAGUCUGAAGACUGAAGAUUCUGCUGUUUAUUAUUGUGCUCGAGACCCACAACACGCUGCUGGAAAAGGACUGGAAUGGAUCGCUUACAUCAGCAGUGGCAGUGGCUACAUCUACUACUCUCAGUCAGUCCAAGGCCGGUUUACCAUCUCCAGAGACAACAGCAGACAGCAGCUGUAUCUGCAGAUGAACAGCUGGGACCAAGGAGCAGGGGGAGGCUGGGACUGGGGGGAGCUCAGGGAGAGCAGGGAGACAACAGGCGAGGAGCUCGAGGAAGGACGCUGGGAGCCGAGGGCCGAGGAGCGGAGAGAGGGAAGGCGACGAGCGGAGGUAGCGUGGACCAGGGAUCCGCGAGGAGGGGACUGGAGGAUGAGGCCAGCUGACUGGAGACAGAGGGAUGAAAGGGAUGACUGCAGGGAGAGAACACAGAGAGAGAGGCGCACUGCAGCCACGGCUUGCACCAUGGGCAUGUCACAGAGUGUUGAUGGUCAAACUCUGACAAAAUCUGAACCAGCGAUUGAAAGACCUGGAGAAUCCCACAGAUUGACCUGUACAACAUCAGGAUUCACAUUCAGCAGCUACUAUAUGGCCUGGGUCAGACAGGCUCCUGGAAAAGGACUGGAGUGGAUCGCUUAUAUAAGCACAUCUAGUUUUUAUCUUCAGGGGAGAUUCACCAUCUCCAGAGAUGACUCCAGCAAGGACCCAUUGCCUCGAAAUGGAUCUGUCAAAAUGGAACUGAACCAACCAAGUCCCAAAGAAAUCUUUAGCAACAACCAGGCAAAGUUGAAGUGUAUCAUUACUGGACAGGACCAGAAUGUUAAUGUAAAUCAAGUUGAAAUCACUUGGAAAAUCGAUGGAUCCCCUGUCACCAACAACAUCCAAACAACACAGACGGGAAGCAGCAGAGUCAGCACAAUGACUCUUACCCUCACUGAGUGGUACAAAGCCAACAAAGUGGGCUGUUCUGCCAUGAAAGACAAUGUGAUACAAGCUAGUCAAGAUCUGACUUUCCACAAAGGAGAUGGGAGCGAGCCAAAAGUAACAGUCCACAUCCUCCCUGAUGAGGACAUCAUCGAUGAGGUCACUCUGGUGUGUCUGGUUUCCAAUCCGGUGCAGCAGGAUUACUACAUCGCCUGGUCAGAACAUACUGGAAAUAAACAAUCCAGCUAUACUGAUGGCAUUAACUUCCCCCCAAUGAAAACCCAACAAAGAUACUCAGUUGCAAGUAUUUACACCACCACCAAAGACAAGUGGAACAACUUCACCAUGUUCACCUGCAAUGUAUGGCCUGGUAGAGGUGAACAGUCUAUUAAAUCCAGAGAUGUGUCUAAUGCCAUGAGUAACUCCAUUGAAUAUUCAAAACUGAGUUUUGCUCUGAGCUGCACAGAUGAUGAUGCCUUUGAGGAGGAAGAGUACAGCAGCCUUUGGUCCACAGCCUUCUCCUUCAUAAUCCUCUUCAUAUCCUCUCUUCUCUAUAGCAUGAUAUUCAGCCUGGUCAAGAUGAAGAGAACAUAAAGGAUGAGAUGGAUGCAAAGCAUGAUGACGACAGGUCUUCAUUUGUUUUUUGUCUUUUUUAUCUAAUUUUUAAAACCAUGUACAUAAUC
Messenger RNA from Perca flavescens (yellow perch), 1920 nucleotides. RefSeq lists its product as uncharacterized. NCBI's taxonomy places the organism in Eukaryota, Metazoa, Chordata, Actinopteri, Perciformes, Percidae. Bases 14 to 1831 code for a protein of 605 amino acids. The transcript has 10 exons. The record is from RefSeq and is a predicted model, not a curated record.